Closterium sp. NIES-65 is the source of this 660-nucleotide messenger RNA. NCBI's taxonomy places the organism in Eukaryota, Viridiplantae, Streptophyta, Zygnematophyceae, Desmidiales, Closteriaceae. The record is from the annotation of a GenBank genome assembly.
AUGAUAUCAGAGCAGCGGCCCCGUCGCUCCCCUAGCGGCCCCGUCGCCGCCCUUAGCGGCCCCGUUGCCGCCCAUUGCGGCCCUCGUGCCGCCCUUGCUGCCGCGUCGCCGCCCUCAGUGGCCCCGUCGCCGCCCGCAGCGGCCCCGUCGCUGCCCGCAGCGGCCCCGUUGCCGCCCGCAGCGGCCCUGACACUGCCCGCAGCGGCCCCGUCACCGCCUGCAGCGGCCCCGUCGCCGCCCCUCACGGCCCCGUCGUCGUCCAGGGCGGCCCCGUCGCCGCCCUUUCGGCCCCCCCUGUUGCCGCCCUUCGUGGCCCCUCCCGGACCCUUCCCGGCCCCAGCAGCAGCAGCGGCCACUUCUGCCGUGCAGCCGCCACCGCUGCCAACUGCAGCCGCUGCCACUGCCGGCCACCGCUGCCGCCGUCGCCACCCGCCGCUGCCGCCCAGGCCCUGCCGCUGCCGCAACAGCCGCUGUCGAGCCGCCGCCGCUGCCGCUGUCAAGCCGCCGCCGCGGUCGAGCCGCCACCGUCGAGCCGCCGCCGUCGAGCCGCCGCCGCUGACGAGCCGCCGCCGCCGAGCCGCCGCCGCUGUCGAGCCGCCGCCGCCGAGCCGCCGCCGCUGUCAAGCCGUCGCCGUCGAGCCGCCGCCGCUGUCGAGCUGA